Molecule: messenger RNA, 2313 nt
Organism: Thermochaetoides thermophila DSM 1495
Lineage: Eukaryota; Fungi; Ascomycota; Sordariomycetes; Sordariales; Chaetomiaceae
Exons: 2
Coding region: 1-2313 (770 amino acids)
Biological process (GO): RNA polymerase II preinitiation complex assembly; DNA-templated transcription initiation
Cellular component (GO): SAGA complex; SLIK (SAGA-like) complex; transcription factor TFIID complex
Molecular function (GO): protein heterodimerization activity; DNA binding; TBP-class protein binding
Source: RefSeq, a predicted model, not a curated record
AUGAAUCAAACUCCCGCCCAAGGCCAGGGCCAAGGCCAGCCUGGCCAGGGCAUGGCGAACCGUCCGCCGAACGCACCGAGCGCUGCCAACGUUGCUGCCCCUGGCGGUGCCCCUCGCCAGCAGGGCACUCCGAUGUACCGUCCAGAGAUGAUGCGCAAUAUCCCCUUGUUGUCUGACGAGGAAAAGACCAAGUAUGAGCGGGGCCUGCAGCAGUUGUGGCUUAUGCACGACAAUACUGCUCCUGGCUCGGCUGAGAAUAUCGAGGCGAAGAAGAAAAUCGCCGAGUUCGGUAGGGUGCUCCUCACGAAACUUCAGCAACGCCGUCAACAGCAGCAGUUGCAGCAACAACGUCAGCAGCAACAGCAGCAGCAACAGCAGCAGCAGCAGCAGCAGCAGCAGCAGCAGCAAGUUCAGCAACAAAUGCAACAGCAGGCUCAACAGCCCCAAACACAACCGCAACAGGGCCAGCCCCAACAGCAGCUGCAGCAGGCACAGGUCCAGCAGCAGGUUCAACAACAGCAACAGAUUCCACAGCAACAGCAGCAGGCACCACAGCAGCAGCAGCAGCAGCAGCAGCCUCAGCAGCUUGGUCAACCUGGCCAGCAAGUCCAGAUGAUGCCCCAGAAUCAACAACCUCAAGUCGCCCAGAAUGUCCAACCUGUUGCGCCUACGACGGUACCUCAGCAACAGCCGGCGCCGGCGACCCAGACUGCUCCAAAUCAGAUGGGCGCGCCGAACUCGGCCGCGGCGCAACUACGGUCCCUCCCUGCUCACAUUGUGAGUCAUGUGAAAGACGUAACUUUCCUGGCUCCCAACAACGUCGUCGAUAAGGCUGGCUGGAUCGAUCAGCUCAAGCUUCAAUAUGCACAAAAGUUGUUUGUUAUGGACAGCGCUGGCCGCCAGAUAAAACAGAUCGCCGCUUCUUUGGCAGACCAGUCACUGCCCCCUGAAGAACGGAAGAAGCUUGAAGAGAAAAAGCAGACUCUCGAGAAACAGUACAAUGAUGCUAUCAGCUUUGCCAAUACCGUUAGGAAACAAUACAUGCAGAAGCCAGCUCAAAACGGCGCUGCAGUGCAGAAUGCAGCAAAUGUUGCAAGACCACAGUCUGCUCAAGGAGCUUCAGCAAUGACCCAGCCCGGCGCUGGCGUUGGAAAUGGGACGCCAGUUGCGGCACCAGUUAAUCCGAUGCAAAGCUCUGCGGCUGCUAUUAACACUGCAAUCGAGACAGCAAAGAAACAGCAAAUGGCGGCGGGCCGGAUGGCUGGCGCGGUGAAUGCGAUGGCUGCACAGGUCCAGUCUCCGGCCACACCAGUACAAGCACAAGUUUCGCCCGCCACCCAGGUCCACGCAACGCAACAGUCGGUUCCUCAACAACCACAACAAAUCCAACAGGCCCAACCGACUCAGCAACCUCAAGCUCAGGUUAAGAUCGAGCCAGGUACUGCACCGCAUCCGGCGCCUCUCAACACGACAAUGGCCGGUCCCACUGGUGUUCCCUCUGCUGCGGCGCCGGCGCAGAACGCUGCGCGCAUGCAGACUCCGACCUCUGCGACUCCGACUAGUGCCAAUCCCAAUAUUCGCCCUCUGACUCACGCCGCCGCAAUGAACUUGGCUUCGCAGCAGCGCCCUGGUAUGCCUGCGGUUCCUACCGCUGCCUCCGGCGCCGCUCCUGGCACCCCCAUGGGCAUAAUGGGCGCUGCUCAGCAGCAGCAGCAGCAGCAGCCCGGUCAUAGCCAUGCGCACCCGCCUCAGCCUACGCAAGCUCCGCCGCCGCACUCGACUAACCCCAAGCUGCCCAUUCCGAAGGUGCUCCAUGACAAGGCUAUCCAGAUGCCCCAGCCGGUGCCUAACAUCGGUGGCGCUGGCAGCGGUCGCCCUACCUAUACCAGUGGCGUCAUGAACCAACCAGCGCUGCCCAAGACGCCUGCCUUCCAGCUCGAGGGCGAGGGCGAGCGCGUGCUAAACAAAAAGAAGCUUGAUGAGCUGGUGCGCCAGGUCUGCGGUGGUACUGCCGAAGGCCAGGAUGGUAACAUGUUGACUCCAGAGGUUGAGGAGUCCGUCCUCAACAUGGCUGAUGCCUUCGUUGACAAUGUCCUCCACCAAGCCUGCCGCAACGCCAAGGAGCGCGGCUCCAAGGUGCUGGAGAUCCGCGACAUUCAGCUUGUCCUGGAACGCGUAUACAACAUCCGCAUCCCAGGCUAUGCUAGCGAGGAGCUGCGUACCGUCCGCAAGGUCCAGCCCAACAGCAACUGGAUCAAGAAGAUGAGCGCUGUCCAGGCUGCCAAGGUUGUCCCUGGCAAAGGCGACAUCUGA